AACUGCGGGGCAGGGGAGCGCGCGGACCCCCGCGGGAUGUCGCUCCCGGAAGUGGCCCCUUGAGCGCCCCGGAACACGAAGUACCGCUUCCCCCUCCUCUUGCCAGCCGGUUGGCGCUCUGCGGCCUCUGCCUGCGGCGCGGGGCGGCGGGCUCGGGGCCGGGGCUCCUCCUCACCCGCCGAGGGGCGACGGCGGCUGCCGUCCCGGCUUCCCGGCUUGGCCAACGCGGUCUCCGCGGGCGGCCGGCCGGCCCCAUCCCGGAAUCCGGCCUGAGGCAUUAACUCAUUUAACCCGCACCAGACCCGUCAGAUGGGUGCUGUCCUUGUCCCCAUCGCACAGACGAGGAAACCGGGGCGUGUGGCUGCACCGUCACAACCUGUGGUCAGCAGAGCCAGGAUGUAAAGCCACGGAGACUGGCUGGACUUGUUGGCCUCGAGCAGGGUAUCAGAAACAGGCCUCCCAGCACUGGCCGCAGGAGAGUUGAAGGUGUCUGUUUUGGGGAGAGCAGCUGGCUGACCCCCAGUGCCACUGACGUCCCUGUGACAGCACUGCCAGGAUCCAGGCCAUCUGAACAGACAUCUGUCUCAUGGAGCCUCCGGGGGAGAAGCCAGGAGAGGCAGGCAGGCUGUGCAUCACCCCCCAGCUGCUGAAGUCACGUACGGGCGAGUUCGACCUGGAGUCCAUCCUGCUGCUGAAGCUGCGAGGGUUAGGGCUGGCUGACCUAGGCUGCCUGGGAGAGUGCCUGGGCCUUGAGUGGCUGGACCUGUCGGGCAACGAGCUCACCCAGCUGGGCCCGCUGGCCUCCUUGCACCAGCUGGCUGUGCUCAACGUCUCCAACAAUCGGCUGACGGGGCUGGAGCCACUGGCAGCCUGUGAGAACCUGCAGAGUCUCAAUGCUGCCGGCAAUCUGCUUGCCACUCCCAGCCAGCUGCAGUGUCUAGCCGGGCUGCAGGGACUUGAGCACCUGCGGCUCCGAGACCCUCUGGCCAGGCUCAGCAACCCGCUCUGCACUAGCCCUUCCUACUGGGCUGCGGUCCGGGAGCUGCUGCCUGGCCUGAAAGUCAUCGACGGUGAGCGUGUGACCGGGCGCGGCAGUGAGCUCUACCAGCUGUGCCGAGAACUGGACAGCUCCUUGCGCCCCAGCUCCAGCCCUGGCCCCAGAGCCACUGAGGCCAAGCCCUGGGUGGAGCCAGGGUACUGGGAGUCUUGGCCCACCCCGAGCAGCUCCAUCCUGGAGGAGGCCUGCCGGCAGUUCCAGGACACCCUGCAGGAGUGCCGGGACCUGGACCGCCAGGCCAGCGACAGCCUGGCCCAGGCUAAGCAGGCACUUAGCCCCGUGGGCACCACCUCUUCCUUUGUCUUUUGAAUGUGUCCCAUGGCCCAGUACAGCCUGGCAGGUGGCCUCGCUGCCUGCAUCUUCCCUCCUUGCCUUUGAACUUGUCUUCAGUGUUUCCCCACGAUGGUCACUGGCCCAGCACACUGGGCUAUUCAUUUAUCCAUGUCCUGAGAGCAGCCCCUCCCCCUCUCCCCUCAGGGACAUUUCCCCACCCUCCCUCCACAUACUGCAAGGACACACCCCCAAGUGACCUCUAGCAGUGUAAGGGCCCACAGCCCACUGAGCUGUUGUGUCCACAGCUGCUGCCACCCCUGCUGCUCCAGCCUGAGACUUGGUGGAGGAGUUACUUCCUCCUAAGGCUACAGGUGAGAAAGGUGGGAUGGACCAGCCUCCUGUCCCAGCAACCUGGGAUAGUAUGGGCAGGGCUCAGUGGCCAGAACAUUCCUUAUCACCCGCCUUCCAGAUUGGCCUGUCCAGAUGACCCAUCCUGUGCUGUCCUGGAGCCCUCUCUGCCUGUGCUCACCCAGGCCUCUUUAUUAAACAGCUCUGCUUUCAUUUGCAUCACUGA
Molecule: messenger RNA, 1904 nt
Organism: Microcebus murinus (gray mouse lemur)
Lineage: Eukaryota; Metazoa; Chordata; Mammalia; Primates; Cheirogaleidae
Gene: LRRC61
Product: leucine rich repeat containing 61
Biological process (GO): outer dynein arm assembly
Cellular component (GO): cytoplasm
Molecular function (GO): protein binding
Source: RefSeq, a predicted model, not a curated record